ACGUGACCCGGGACUCGGAGAACGAGCCACGUGACCCGGAACUGUGAGAACGAGCCACGUGACCCGGAACUAGGAGAACGGCCCACGUGACUGUUACGUCACCGCGUCGUCACGACAACCAACUCGCGCGCUCACGACGACGGAUCUCCAGGCUGUGUCCAGGCAGGCCUCAACUCUGGUCCCGUUCGUGGUUGACGUGCGAAUUGAUUGGAGAGGCAAAACUUAAUUGGUGUUAGAACACAACGGGAGGGAUACAACAACAUUACCUCGUCACCACUGUUGGAGAGAAGUCCCGUUUUGGAAAGAAAAAGCGGCCAUGGCUCCCCAGCGCUCCUCGUGCCUCGUGACCGCAGUGCUGCCAACGCUGCUGCUACUGCUGCUCGUCGCCCGCCCGUGCGAGCCGUGCUUCAAGUGCACGGAAGCCAUCGCGGUGCCCCUGAAAGCGCUGCUGAACAGGAUGGAGAUCGACAGGCCCUUCAUUCGCACGAAGACGUACAAGGGCGUGCAGAAUAUUAUCUCCAAGCUGCUGGGAGAACAUUCCAAGCGCUUGAUCUAUUUGUACGAGCAGGUGGAGCAAACCAUGGGCUCCAAGUUUGUGGAGAUGAACAACAGAAUUGGAGACGUUUCCGGUCAGCUGAGUGAAAAACACUAUGCCAUCUACUGGAGAGAACUCGUCAAGUUAUGGAAGGAUUUUCAGGAAGCUUUGAAGACUUCGAAGGAACCGUCAUGCCCUGUCUGUGAACCCACGUAUAUAUCUGCCCUGCGCUGCGAAUCCUGCCAGAAAGAGAAUAAGGAAGUCUGCCUGUCUUAUUGUGAACGAACUAUUUUGGAAAAGCAACGGCGAGCACCUUUGGAGGUUCUGGACGACGUCGAUCCCGACGUCAUCCCAGAGCCAGACUACGACCCUGAGUUUGAGCCCACGAAGACCAGCGUGAUUGCACUGAUCGUGAUCGUGCCAGCCAUGCUAUGCUUAAUCGUCUUCUGCAUCGUAAUGUGCUUCACGCGAAAUAAAAAAUCAACGUCUGCCCCCGACAUGGAAAAGGGAUUGGACGCUGCGGAAGAGCAGAACCGACAGGAGCCCGAUGUGAAGAUGCCUGGGCAUCCAACGAAGCCUGCCCGGGAUAAUCACACCAAAAAAGCCGGCGCGCACAAAGCAUCCCGCGAUGGACCAAAGAAAGAAAGGCCACGCAAAUGAAAGUGCGGGCAGUCCCCCGACUUACGAACGGGUUCCUUAUUCCUGAGGCCUGUUCAAAAGUCAAACUGUUCGGGUUCACAAGAAAGACAGAUACACACAUGCGCGCACACUCACUUUUACACACACACACAUAUGCUGGAGUUUGCAGGGUUUGUGUGGUGCCACGGCCUCGAAACCACUCUACAAACUCCGCGACCACACACUGAAUACACACACACACAGCGCACACACGUAGUGUCCUGGCGUGGGAUUGCUUGGCACAACGGGUUUUAAUCCGAAGGGUUCCUAUGAGGAAAGUCCCACGGUUUCCCGGUGCCAGGGGAUUGGCCGACCCUCGCAGGACAAGUUACAUCGCGGUGCCCCUGAGUUGGCUUAAUAGUGUAUGGGCGCAAAAAGAUUACCGGGCCAGCCGCGAUGAGUCAUUCACGACAUGUGGGAAGCCGGGGUGGAAAAAGCGAGAAAGGCAGUGUGUAUUCGCCACUCAUUCGCCACUACGAGGCCGUGUUAGGCAAGGCUUUCUCGUCCUCUUCCCUCCGCCUCUCACAGCGUCCGUGUGACGCCGCGAGUACGGCUACGAGGUACAUGGUAGGACACUUGAGUGAGCAGGAGCGCAGACGGCAGUAGGCCUAGGCUUUUCUCGCAAGAUACUCCCCCCGGUAGUGCCGACUGGGCAGCUUUAAGGGAUUGUGGUUUGCGCCGAGAAUAAAAGUUAGCACAGACCGUC
Messenger RNA from Petromyzon marinus (sea lamprey), 1919 nucleotides. The record is from RefSeq and is a predicted model, not a curated record. Lineage: Eukaryota; Metazoa; Chordata; Hyperoartia; Petromyzontiformes; Petromyzontidae.